Chaetomium globosum CBS 148.51 is the source of this 747-nucleotide messenger RNA. RefSeq lists its product as uncharacterized. The record is from RefSeq and is a predicted model, not a curated record. NCBI's taxonomy places the organism in Eukaryota, Fungi, Ascomycota, Sordariomycetes, Sordariales, Chaetomiaceae. The transcript has a single exon. Bases 1 to 747 code for a protein of 248 amino acids.
AUGUCAUCUCCCUUCAAGAUGCUCAUCUUCAGCCGAACCGUGCUGUACCGGCACGAGUCGAUCCCAGCCGGUAUCCAAGGCCUGCAACGCCUCGCAGCGGCCUCGAGCACCGGAGAAAACCCAUUCUCGGCCGACACAACGGAAGACCCCUCCGUGUUUACGCCAGCCUCGCUCGCCGCGUACCGCGUCAUCGUCCUUCUGCAGUGUUCCGGCAACGUCCUCGACGACAGCCAACUCGAUGCCCUCAAGGGAUUUGUGCGGUCGGGCGGGGGUGUUGUGGCCAUCCACUGUGCCAGCUACGCUAUGGUCUCAUCCGAGUGGUACGCUGGCCUCAUCGGCGGCGUCUUCGACAACCACCCGGAGCCCCAGCUCGGCCGACUGAAGGUUGAGAACCGCGACCAUCCCAUCAUGACGUGCCGGUGCGUCCAGGUCCAUGGCGAUAGCCGGUCUGCGGACAAGUCGCAGGAAGCGCAGACGGAACUCACCUGGAUGGACGAGUGGUACAAUUUUAAGGCGCACCCCCGGACGACUUACAACGACCUGAACGUGCUCUUGACAGUGGACGAGGAAUCGUACAAGGGUGGGGUGCACGGAGAGGAUCACCCCAUCGCGUGGUGCCAGACGUUUGACGGGGGCCGCAGCUACUACACAUCGCUUGGCCACUUUGACGAGGCAUACGAGGACGAGUGGUUUAUGGGCCAGCUGCUUGGGGGGAUACUCUGGACUGCGGGUGUAGCUCAGAAUUAG